Molecule: messenger RNA, 1600 nt
Organism: Abrus precatorius (Indian licorice)
Lineage: Eukaryota; Viridiplantae; Streptophyta; Magnoliopsida; Fabales; Fabaceae
Product: endochitinase PR4-like
Exons: 5
Coding region: 41-1600 (519 amino acids)
Biological process (GO): chitin catabolic process; cell wall macromolecule catabolic process
Molecular function (GO): chitinase activity; chitin binding
Source: RefSeq, a predicted model, not a curated record
CUUACAUACCUAGUAGCUACUAGCAACCAUUCUUCCCAGGAUGAGGAUGAGUAUGCUAUUAGACAUUAACAUUGUUGUUGUGGCAACCUUUGUCAUGAUCAUGAUGAUGGUGCCCAAAUACGUGAGUGCCCAAAAUAUAGGUGACAUAGUUACACAAGAUUUCUUCAAUGGCAUAAUUAAUCAGGCUGAUGCAAGUUGUGCAGGGAAGAACUUCUACACACGAGAUGCUUUUCUCAAUGCUCACAAUUCCUACAAUCAAUUUGGUAGUCUUGAUAAUGCCGAUAGCUCAAAGCGUGAAGUUGCAGCUGCUUUUGCCCAUUUCACACAUGAAACUGGACAUUUUUGCUAUAUAGAAGAGAUUGAUGGUGCAUCAAAGGACUAUUGUGAUGAAUCCAACACUCAAUACCCGUGUGCACCUAACAAAGGGUACUUUGGGCGUGGACCAAUCCAACUAUCAUGGAAUUUCAACUAUGGACCAGCUGGCCAAGACAACAAUUUUGAUGGGUUGAAUGCUCCAGAGACAGUGGCUAAUGAUGCUACUGUGUCCUUCAAGACAGCAUUGUGGUACUGGAUGAAAAAUGUGCGCCCUGUCGUUAACCAAGGCUUUGGUGCAACCAUUAGAGCUAUCAAUGGCGCACUUGAAUGUGAUGGUAAAAACCCUGGCACAGUUGAAACUCGAGUUAACUACUACAAAGAAUAUUGCGAAAAACUAGGCGUUUCUCCUGGUGACAAUCUUACUUUCUUAUAUUAUCAUAUCACUUUUGUUUUCAGAGAGGAGAUGGUGAGGAUGGGGAACAAGUUACAGAACAUUGUUCUCACACUAGUGAUGAGUGGCUUUGUCUUGAUGAUGAUGGUGAGAGCUCAAAACUGUGGGUGUGAGGCAGAGUUAUGUUGUAGCCAAUACGGGUAUUGUGGGAAUGGUGAUGACUACUGUGGUAGAGGAUGCCAAGAAGGUCCUUGUUUUGGCACUGCAACACCCAACGAUGUUUCUGUCUCUGACAUUGUCACAUUUGAUUUCUUCAAUGCUAUAAUUGAUCAAGCUGAUCCCAGUUGUCCAGGGAAGUAUUUCUACUCACGAGAUGCUUUCCUCAAUGCUCUCAAUUCCUAUGACCAGUUUGGUAGGAUUGGUUCUGUAGAUGACUCUAAGCGUGAAAUUGCAGCUGCUUUUGCUCAUUUCACCCAUGAAACUGGACAUUUUUGCUAUAUAGAAGAGAAUGACGGUCCAUCAAAGGAUUACUGUGAUGAAAGCAACACCCAGUAUCCGUGUGCUCCUAACAAAGGCUACUAUGGGAGAGGACCCAUCCAACUAUCGUGGAACUUCAAUUAUGGACCAGCUGGGGAGAGCAACGGUUUUGAUGGGUUGAACGCUCCAGAGACAGUGGCCAAUGACCCUGUUGUGUCUUUCAAGACAGCAUUAUGGUAUUGGACACAAAAUGUGAGCCCUAUCGUUAACCAAGGCUUUGGUGCAACCAUCAGAGUCAUCAAUGGCCAACUUGAAUGUGAUGGUGCCAACCCUGAAACUGUUCUGGCUCGCGUCAAUUACUAUUCCCAAUAUUGUUCACAACUCGGUGUUGAUCCUGGUGAUAACCUCUAUUGCUAA